GUCGUCUUUUCUCCCUCCUCCCUCCUCCCCCUGCUCUGAAGAGCGCGCCGCGAAGGGGACUGGCCGGUUACUUCCUCCGGUGGCGGCGCAGAGCGCGGCGCGGCCCAUCCUCGAGCUCCUGGAGCCGCCUGCCUGCGCCCGGCCAGCGUCCCGGCUCCCGGCCCACCGCCCAGGUGCCCGCACCCGCGGCCCGGACCCCCGCCCCGCCGCCCUCGUCCUGGUCAGCGUCCGCCGCGCACCGCGGAGCCGGGCCCGGAGCCGCCGCCGGCCCUGCCCGAAGCGGCGCGAUGAAUGACUUUGGAAUCAAGAACAUGGACCAGGUAGCCCCUGUGUCUAACAGUUACAGAGGGACACUCAAGCGCCAGCCAGCUUUUGACACUUUUGAUGGGUCCCUGUUUGCCAUUUUCCCCUCUCUCAGUGAAGAGCAAACACUCCAAGAGGUGCCAACAGGCUUGGAUUCCAUUUCUCAUGACUCUUCCAACUGUGAAUUGCCUCUGUUAACUCCGUGCAGCAAGGCUGUCAUGAGUCAAGCCUUAAAAGCUACCUUCAGUGGCUUCAAGAAGGAGCAGCGCCGCCUGGGCAUCCCAAAGAACCCCUGGCUGUGGACCGAGCAGCAAGUGUGCCAGUGGCUUCUCUGGGCCACCAAUGAGUUCAGCCUGGUCAAUGUCAAUUUCCAGAGGUUCGGCAUGAAUGGCCAGGUGUUGUGCAACCUGGGCAAGGAGCGCUUUCUGGAGCUGGCUCCCGAUUUCGUGGGCGACAUUCUCUGGGAGCAUCUGGAGCAGAUGAUCAAAGAAAACCAAGAAAAGUCAGAAGAUCAGUAUGAAGAAAAUUCACACCUCAACUCAGUCCCUCAUUGGAUUAAUAGCAAUUCACUAGGCUUCGGCAUGGAGCAGGCAGCGUAUGGCGUGCAGACCCAGAACUAUCCCAAAGGUGGCCUCCUGGACGUGUGUCCAUCCUCCUCAGCACCCAGCAUGCUCAGUUCUGAGCAGGAGUUUCAGAUGCUCCCUAAGUCUCGACUCAGCACCGUCAGCGUCAACUACUGCCCCGUCGGUCAGGACUUCCCGAGCGGCAACUUGAACCUGCUCGCCGGCGGUUCCGGGAAGCCCCGGGACCACGACUCCCCCGAGAACGGCACGGACAGCUUCGAGAGCUCUGACUCGCUGCUGCAGUCCUGGAACAGCCAGUCGUCGCUGCUUGACGUGCAGCGAGUGCCGUCCUUCGAGAGCUUCGAGGAUGACUGCAGCCAGUCCCUGUGCCUCAGUAAGCCGACCAUGUCCUUCAAGGACUACAUCCAGGAGAGGAGCGACCCGGUGGAGCAGGGCAAACCGGUUAUACCCGCGGCAGUGCUGGCUGGCUUCACGGGAAGUGGACCUAUUCAGCUGUGGCAGUUUCUCCUGGAAUUGCUCUCAGACAAAUCCUGCCAGCCAUUCAUCAGCUGGACCGGGGACGGCUGGGAGUUCAAGCUCGCGGACCCUGACGAGGUGGCCCGCCGGUGGGGAAAAAGGAAAAACAAGCCCAAGAUGAACUAUGAGAAGCUGAGCCGGGGGCUGCGCUAUUACUACGACAAGAACAUCAUCCACAAGACGUCGGGGAAGCGCUACGUGUACCGCUUCGUGUGUGACCUGCAGAACUUGCUGGGCUUCGCCCCCGAGGAGCUGCACGCCAUCCUGGGCGUCCAGCCGGACACAGAGGACUGAGGCCCGCGGGGGGCUGCGAGUGCGGCCAUCCGACCCACCGCUCCAGUGACCCUGAAAGGCGGGAUUGGACGCAUCCAGGAGAGUCCCCAAGAAGCAGUGGCCUUAUUUCACUGGAAACCACGGCUUUUCACCCAAAGCAGCAUGGUUUCUCACUUGUAAAGCCCACUGACGGGAACGGGCUAUGUAUGAUGCUAUGACCUCAGAGUGGCCACGAAAGAAGUGCUGGGAAGCCGUCCUGGCUCUGAGCAGGCCAUGUGACAGGGACGUGCAGGCCGUGGGAUAGUCUCCAAGGAGCGAGCGUGUCUCGGGCACACGCAUUUUCGCUUUUUUUUUUUUUUUUUUUUUUUUAAUGUUCUUUUGCCUUUGGCUGCCAGGAAUCACAAAGGCAGAAGCGGUCUCUUUGGUUCAGCGAGGCGGAGGGUGUGGGGAGACAGCUGUGCCAUUUCAGAAGUUAGUUUGUAUAUAUGACUGUAAUCUUAAUAAUUGUUGUCAAAAUCCUCUCAGAGUCCUAUUUAACGAGAACUGUAUAUUGUAAUUUAAAAUACUUCUGUACGUGUAUUGGAAAGAUCGCAGACACCCGGUGUCUCUGCGGUUCCAAGGAGCGCUCACCGCGUUCCGCAAGCCCGGGGUCUGCGCAGGUGGACGGAGGAGUUGUAAAGUGUGUAUUAUUUACAUUUAACAUGCCUACAGGUAGACAUUGAAGAGGGUCAGUCCCUGUUUCUGUUUGGUUUUGCCUGGAUGAUUACCUGGCAAGACUUUGUACAUUUGGGAAUUUUUAUAAAACACUUAAUGUUAUUAUCCGGAGGCCCAUCCCGCCUCUGCCUUCUCCUUAAUUGUAAUGUAAAAGCUAUAAAGCGGUAUUUUUCUUGACAAAUGGCAUCUGUUUUCCAUUUCUGUGCAUGCCUUUAAAUCCGUUUAUACACAAGACUGAUUUUAUUUUUUAGUUCAACUGUGUUUCCCCAACAACUAACCUCCCCGACCAGCCGUUUCCUCCCCUUGCCCCACCUCCGCACCCCAAAUUAUCCUGUAUGAUUAAAAUAAGAAUGCUAUUUUUG
Enhydra lutris kenyoni (northern sea otter) is the source of this 2752-nucleotide messenger RNA. Its product is annotated as protein C-ets-2. NCBI's taxonomy places the organism in Eukaryota, Metazoa, Chordata, Mammalia, Carnivora, Mustelidae. The transcript has 10 exons. Gene Ontology annotation, cellular component: nucleus. Gene Ontology annotation, molecular function: sequence-specific DNA binding; DNA-binding transcription factor activity, RNA polymerase II-specific. Gene Ontology annotation, biological process: cell differentiation; regulation of transcription by RNA polymerase II. The record is from RefSeq and is a predicted model, not a curated record. Bases 288 to 1697 code for a protein of 469 amino acids.